UCUCGCCUGUCCAACUUGCCAAGUAAUUUUGCUGAAGCAGAUUUAUUGGAUUUACUAACAGCACUCUGUCCGUCAACUGUCUUCACAACAAAUGAUGCAUCAACAGAUGCUUCAUUCUUAAAUAUACCUUCGUCUACUUCAAAUUCACCAUCAGAUAAUCUUGUUGGUUACGAAAUAGUUUAUCGUCUUAUUAAUUUUGCUGUAAAACAAUUCAAGCAUGCUUCUAAUCGAGCCAACCAGUCAUGUUAUACGCUAGAAUCAACAAAUGCUGAAUUGAAAAAAGCCCUGGAUGAAUCAAAACAACAAGUGAAUCAACUAGUCGAAACAAUAGAUGGAAUAAUUGCUGAUCAACGUCAAUCUCGUGAAACUGAAAAUAAUCUGAACCGUGAAAUUAAA
Messenger RNA from Trichobilharzia regenti, 396 nucleotides. Lineage: Eukaryota; Metazoa; Platyhelminthes; Trematoda; Strigeidida; Schistosomatidae. The record is from the annotation of a GenBank genome assembly.